Molecule: messenger RNA, 753 nt
Organism: Exaiptasia diaphana
Lineage: Eukaryota; Metazoa; Cnidaria; Anthozoa; Actiniaria; Aiptasiidae
Source: RefSeq, a predicted model, not a curated record
CACCUGGUUCGCGUGUUCUAAAUGGGCUCACCCCGUACUUCUAAAAUUUAGAAAUGCGGGCUCGGCCCAUUAGAAAUCACUUUUUGUGCUGCUUCAAAACUAAGAGUGAACUGAUUGGUUCAAAGCAACCAAUCAAAACGAUCGCAACUCAUUACCUCGCAUUUCAAGAUGUCGGGUCGAAAGCGACGGAAGGUUCAUUGUAAACAACUCUAUUUGAAAGCGAAUUUUAGAUCUAAGGGCGCAAAAUGGUCAAAAAACAUACCACUCUCGGCCUCAGGAGGCACAUCUCGUAAGGCAGAAUCAAAGGAAUGUGAUAGCAACAGCUGUUUUGGAAGUGAGGGCAUUGUUUCGGAAGCUCYCGAAGACGCURGACAUUCCURUUAUCAAAGAAAAGUUUCUUCUAAACUGUCUUGGAAAGAUCUGCAAACCGACAUGCUUGCAUGUUAUGCCCAAGAGKCAUUCAUGCCGGAGGACRCUCAAUGUCGCAUUUGCGAAGAAGGGAAGGCUACGGUGCGCUGCAAAGACUGUGGUCACAGAGUGUUUCUCUGYCGUCCAUGUGCGCUUUCUUUACACAAAGACCGAAAUGUCUUUCAUUGUUUGGAGGUUAUGGAGAAUGGUAUAUUUCUUCCGCUGUUUAUCAACGAGGCGCCAUUACGUGUCCAUGGACACCGCUGUAAUACCAUGGAAGAUGUGCAACAGAUCGUCUGCUUUGAUCAACGUGGUAUUCAACAUCUCAAACAAAUUGUAUUUUGC